Paramecium octaurelia is the source of this 882-nucleotide messenger RNA. NCBI's taxonomy places the organism in Eukaryota, Ciliophora, Oligohymenophorea, Peniculida, Parameciidae. The record is from the annotation of a GenBank genome assembly.
AUGACAGAGUAACCACUAUUCAUAACUGAAAAUAAACAUAUAUUACCAACUCUUGAAAAAUUACAUCCAGAUUAAGCCAAAAAUAUGUAGGAACUUUGUUAAGAAAUGGAAAGCUUAAUAGGUGAAACUAACAAAAAUGUAAAUCAGAUGUUAAAAUCGUAACAAAACAACAUUUUAAAUGCAUUUAAGCAAGUUUUGGAAACCCUUAAAAAAGACAUUCAACAAAUCAAUGAAAAAUUUCAUUAAUACAUUGCAAUAAAUGAAUAAGAAUCAUAAGUAAUUGAUCAUAUUUAAGCAGGUUGUUAAUGCUUAAAAUAAGAUGGUACUCUUUAGAUAAGAAUGUCAUUCGCUAAAUGAAUAAUGUAAAGAAUUAAAGCACAGUGUUCAAACACUUAAGAAAACAAAUAAGUUUUUAGAAAAUGUAUUCAUUUAACUAUAAUUUAGGAAUUAAUGUUCACGAAAGAAGCAUUAUUCAAGUAGGUCCAGAAAAACCAAAAGCUCAAACUAACACUUUAAAAAUUCAAAGAAGAAUUGGAAGAAAACCAAUAUCUAUUGAACUAUAACAAUAAUUUUAAACUACUAACAAAUGAGCCAAAAUUGCUCUAAGACUAUUAAUAGUAGAUACAGGCAAGUGUAAGAAAAGCCAGAUUCGAUUCUUCAAACAAAAAGCAAACUUCAUUUAAUUCAAUAGCUAAUUCAGAUACUAAAUCUAAGUACAUUUUUUCUUAGUAAACGCGAGCAUAAAGCUUAUAAAAGAGUAUAGCAGCCAAAAGAUCUAGUGUGUUUGAAACUAGUAUUUUAGACAAAUCUUUACAAUAAGACCUGAUAUUUGAAUACCCUCGAUUUUAAUAAUUAAAAUAGGAUAAUGAUAAUAAUCAAUGA